AAAAUAUAAUUUCGCACCGAAGGCCUCAGGCUAUAUAACGGAACUAUCGAAUACUUUAAAAAAUAUAUCUGCACAUCGUAACGAUGACGAGCAACAAGUGAUUUCUGAAGGGACCUUACAUAACUCAAAAGACACUCACAAACCACAGACUAAAAGUUUAAAAGGAAAAGUUCUUUAUUUCUCCGUAAAAGAUGUAGUUACCUUGGAUCGCGUAAAGAGUGAUUGCAAACUUUUAGGGGCUAAAAUAACUUCCAACUUUUCAAAAACGGUUACUUUUAUUUACGAUCCUGCUUUCAUUCAAAACGAAGUAAGAAAAGAAAAUGCCAUUGCUUUUCGAAAUACAUAUUUGAGCCGGAGAGCGAAGAAAACUGCCGAAGCUGGUAAAGUAUAUUCUACACCACUCGUGGAACGGGCAGCCAAGCUGGGUUGCCAUAUUAUGACUUAUAACGCUUUAAAACUUCAUCUAAAGAAAAAUGAAAAGCUUCUUGACGCUCUCAAACGGGAAAGUGAAUGGCAAGGGCUAUAUAAAGUUAUUGACCCUUCACACCCGAAUUUUGUUGCUUUUCGGGGUUGUGCUUGGAAAUUUGAAUCGCUGACUGGACACUUCCGACCUAACUAUCGAGAACUCUCACUAAACUCCUUCUUGACACGCGGUCUCUAUAGACACUAUAAGGGACUUCGGCCAGAAGGAUGCGUUGUUCUCCGGCAGGAGCGAAAGGCAACGGCCUUGAAAAACAAAAAUUCCAGCGGCCAGAAAAGACUUUUCUGUGAGCACUGCCACGUGACCUUUCACAGCCUUCAUCACUUCAAAACAGCCGAACACGUGGCUCGGGCCAACUAUGCGGAGGUCGAUGCCUUUUGGGAAACCGUUAAAGCCUCGUAUGUCCACCAGCAGAACUUGCGAAGUGUAACCGCAAGCUUCGAAAAUAGCCAUGUUAUGAAAAGCCUAGAAAACUCUAGUUUGUACGAUUAUUUAGAAAAUUGCACCACUAAUAGCCCUUCUAAUAAUAAUAAGUAUGAUAAUAAUGCGGACCACUCUUCGUGUGAUGAAGAGCUGGAAUCUCUGUAAAAGAAAAAAAAUAUUUCAGAAAACAAGUUUUGAGCACUCAUUUAGUUGAUCAUAAAACGUUUAUUAUAACCGUUAAAAACAAAAAACGCCGGAAAAGGGAGAAAGCGGAAUUAAAGGAGUUUAUUCUUAUACUGACCGCCACUCAGCCAAGUGGUGAAGAUUUGGACAAUAGAAAAAUAGAUGAGGAACAGAAGGAGUUAAUACCACUCUACGAGACUGGUGGUGUUCAAAGACAAAAUAAUAUUUUAAAAGCCCGUCAAAUUAACUUAGUUAACACUGUACUGGUCUUGCCCACUGCAAAAGUGUCAAUAAUUUUUUAUAAGAACGGUAAAUUUAGACUCUCCUAUAACUCGAAUUAAG
Zophobas morio is the source of this 1429-nucleotide messenger RNA. RefSeq lists its product as uncharacterized. The record is from RefSeq and is a predicted model, not a curated record. NCBI's taxonomy places the organism in Eukaryota, Metazoa, Arthropoda, Insecta, Coleoptera, Tenebrionidae. The transcript has 9 exons. Bases 437 to 1069 code for a protein of 210 amino acids.